AUGAAAGCUACGCCGUUGCUCAUUGCCUGGCACAAUGACAAUGCCCCCGUGUAUUCAGUGCAUUUUGACCCUCAUGGAAAGGGCCGAUUUGCAACUGCUGGAAAUGAUAACAAUGUCCGAAUCUGGAAAGUCGAGAGUAUGGGCGAGGAACGCAAAGUCUCAUAUUUGAGCACCCUGAUAAAACACACGCAAGCAGUGAACGUUGUUCGAUUCUCUCCAAAAGGAGAGAUGCUGGCUUCGGCGGGAGACGAUGGGAAUGUCUUGCUGUGGGUGCCGUCGGAAUUGCAGAUGACAACUCUUGGAGAAGACCACUCGGACGAUAAGGAGACCUGGCGAGUGAAGCAUAUGUGCCGGUCAUCAGGAGCAGAAAUCUAUGAUUUAGCCUGGUCCCCAGACGGUGUCUUUAUAAUCACAGGAAGCAUGGAUAAUGUUGCUCGUAUUUACAAUGCUCAAACAGGUUCGAUCUUGACCUCACACCCACCAGUGUUCCCAGCUAACAUUCAAAAAGGACAAAUGGUCCGGCAGAUCGCUGAACACUCCCACUAUGUCCAGGGCGUAGCCUGGGAUCCGCUCAACGAAUUCGUCGCCACGCAAUCGUCAGACCGAUCCGUACACAUCUACGGUCUUAAAACCAAAGAUGGCCAGUUCUCCUUGACCUCGCACGGCAAAUUCCUCAAAAUGGACCUGCCCGCUCCUGUACGCCGAGUACCGCCAGGAAGCAGUCCUGCCCCGACAGAAACAAAGAUGCAGCAAACUUCCAAUACAUUCGCCAUUGCCUCGCCGGCACCAUCGACGCCUGGAACGCCCAAAACAACGGCUAUGCCGAUGGAUCCCCCUCCCGUGUCUCACAGUCGUCGCUCCUCGUUUGGCUCAUCUCCCUCAAUUCGUCGGUCUGCUUCGCCGGCACCGUCCCUGCCCUUACCCGCCGUCAAGCCGAUGGAAGUCUCGUCACCAAGUUUGUUCGGUGGGCUGGGAGUCAAAAACGCGAAUCUCUAUGCUAAUGAGUCCUUUACCUCCUUCUUCCGCCGAUUGACGUUUACCCCGGACGGCAGCCUGUUGUUCACACCGGCAGGUCAAUUCAAGACAACGCAGGCAUCUACUGGCGAUUCAACCAAGGGAAAUGAAGAAGUAAUCAACACAGUCUACAUCUACACAAGGGCGGGUUUCAAUAAACCACCUAUUGCGCACUUGCCAGGGCACAAGAAGCCGUCUGUUGCAGUGAGAUGUUCUCCAAUAUAUUAUACACUUAGACAAGGGAUUCGACCGACGAGUCAUAUCACGCUUGAUACGUCUUCGGGCGAUGAUAGUUUCCCAGCAUUACCGGAAUCUGUCGUGAGUGGGAACAUCACAAGCCACCCAUCAAUGGAUCCUCCACCGUCUUCCACUAGCGAUAGUUCGAAGCCACUCGCUUCUCCUAAGACGGAGACUGAUGCUUCUUCUAGCUCUGCAUUUGCCCUGCCUUACCGGCUUGUAUACGCAGUAGCUACGCAGGAUGCGGUGUUGAUCUAUGAUACGCAACAGCAAACGCCCCUCUGCGUUGUCAGCAACCUGCACUUUGCCACUUUCACUGAUUUGAGCUGGUCUUCUGAUGGGUUAACGCUGAUAAUGAGCUCAUCUGAUGGAUUCUGCUCAACGCUUUCAUUCGCACCGGGCGAAUUAGGGCAACCAUAUCCACAUGCUAUCCCCUCAUCCUCAUCAAAUAAUACCCCUCUGCCCACACCUACUCAUACCGCAUCGCCUUCCCUAGCAAAACCAAAUCCGGCGCCUGCUAGCACCGGACCAACAGGUCGUGCUGGCAGUCCCGCGCGGUCGUCGUCAACCUCUUCUAUCCAAACGCUACCAACACAACCAAAUACUGUCAUCAACAACCCAACACCCACUCUUGGAACUGUACCACUUGUAACAGCCACCAACUCAACACAACCUCAAGUUCUACCUCUCACUACGCCGCCUCUAACCCCAAUGCCAGGGAUAUCACAUAGCACGACCAACUCAUUCAGCAGCACAAUAUUAGGAAAGCGUGAUAUCGGCGCGGCCAGUGAAUCAGAGAAGGAAGAUGCUAAAACUAGCGAAUUCGGCGACAAAGAACAAAAGCCAGCCAAAAAGCGCCGUAUUGCGCCUACAUUGAUUGCGCAGGAUUCAGCCAGUCUGGCGUCGUCACGCGGCGAGCAGACCGAGAAGCAACCGGCAGAGCAACCGGCAGAGCAGACAGCGCCAACGCCUCAAUAG
This is a messenger RNA of Talaromyces atroroseus, 2229 nucleotides long. RefSeq lists its product as hypothetical. The transcript is spliced from 5 exons. NCBI's taxonomy places the organism in Eukaryota, Fungi, Ascomycota, Eurotiomycetes, Eurotiales, Trichocomaceae. Gene Ontology annotation, molecular function: protein binding. The coding region runs from base 1 to 2229 and encodes 742 amino acids. Gene Ontology annotation, cellular component: nucleus; CAF-1 complex. The record is from RefSeq and is a predicted model, not a curated record. Gene Ontology annotation, biological process: nucleosome assembly; DNA replication-dependent chromatin assembly.